Molecule: messenger RNA, 1068 nt
Organism: Colletotrichum higginsianum IMI 349063
Lineage: Eukaryota; Fungi; Ascomycota; Sordariomycetes; Glomerellales; Glomerellaceae
Product: Thioesterase
Exons: 1
Coding region: 1-1068 (355 amino acids)
Source: RefSeq, a predicted model, not a curated record
AUGGCGGCCAGCCGCGUCCUGCGGGACCUCUCUGCCCGCCGCGCAUCGCGACCUCCCGCUUCCUUCUCCUCGGCGACCGUCCGCCCCUUCUCAUCGACGGCCCAGUCCCGCCUCAAGGCCCUGAAGAACCCCCCACCCUCGCCCGCACCCUACACCUCGCAGUUCCCCCCCGCGGCGAACGCGGCGGACGCGGCACUCGCGAACCUCUCCCACCUCACCCCCGCCCAAAUCACGGCUCUCCUCUCGACACCACCAAAACCGCCGCCGCCGCCACCGGGCGGUGUCCCCCAGCCCGACGGCCAACAACCUCCGCGCUCCCGCCUCUCCCGCUCCCUAUGGGCCCUCGCCUUCUUCGUCCUCGGCUACAAGCUCACCGCCGACGAGAUCGCGACCUGGCGCUUCGCCUACCCCUUCAUGCACCCGCCCGUCGAGACCAAGGACCCGGACGAGAUCGCCAUGUACCGCGAGCACGCCACCUACGACGCCCUCGAAGACUACCCGAUCCUGCAGUCCAUGGUGCCCCAGGUCAACGAGGCCGGCACCCGCGCCACCCCCACCGACUGGGAGCAAUGGCAGCCCUACGAGGACUUCUCGGCCGAGACGCUGUCCAAGCACCUCUGCGGCGGCACCCUCAACAACCCCAACGCCCUGGGCCUCGUCCACCUCGUCUUUCGCAACCGCCUGACCGGCGAGAUCAUCCUCGCCAUCAUGUUCGGCGACGGCACCUCGGGCUGGCCGUCCAUCGUGCACGGCGGCAUGCUCUCGACCAUCAUGGACGAGGCCAUGGCCCGCCUCGCCGCCCUCAACUUCUCCGCCAACACGGCCGUCACCGCCCGCCUAUCCAUGGACUUCAAGAUCCCCGUCUCGCCCCGCAUGCUGUACAUCGUCCGCGUCAACAAGGUCUUGCCCGAGUAUCAGAAGCAGGGCUCGGACGAGGACAAGACGGACCGCAAGAUGUGGAUCGUCGGCCGUAUGGAGGACCCGGAUGGCGCCACCGUCCUCGAGGCCAAGGGGCUGUUCGUCGUACCCAAGGGGGGUCACAUGCAGCCUUUGGGGAAGCACUUUUGA